UCUUUGCAGAUGACCAUGCCUCCAUGCGCCAAACGAGCCCCAGCAUGGAGCAAUGGCGAGUUGCUGGACCUCAUCAGUGUUUGGGGUGAGGAAGCUGUGCAGUCACAGCUGCGCUCCAGCCUUAGGAAUUACGAUACCUAUGGGCAGAUAUCAAGGGCCAUGCUGGAAAGGGGCCAUGACCGGGACGUGGUGCAGUGCGGGGUUAAAGUGAAGGAGCUGAGGAGUGCCUAUUGCAAAGCCCGCGAGGGAAACCGCUGCUCCGGCGCUGCCCCUGUGACCUGCUGUUUUUACAAGGAGCUGGACACGAUACUUUGGGGUGACCCCACUGCAAAUCUGACGACCACAAUGGACACUUCAGAGCGGGGGGAGGAAACCGAGACUGAGGGUACUGGGGUGGGGGGAGACACCCCAGAGUCCCAGGAGGCAUGCAGCCAGGAACUUUUCUCAAGCCAGGAGGAAGGCAGCCAGUUGCAGCAGCCAGUACUUGGUGAAGGACAAGCAGAGGAGCAGGUUGCCGUGUUCUUGACUACUUGACUGCCCUUAUCAUCGACUGCUCAGAGGCUACAAAACCUCAGGAAGAAGCUGCGAAAAAGCAAAGAAGACAUGCUGAAAGCAGUUAUGGAUCACUCUGCCAGAGAGAGUAAAAAACUGCAGGACUGGAGGAAAAAACUGCAGGACUGGAGGGAAAGGGAAAGCAGGAUCCGCCAGAGAAACACAGCGGCUAAGAAGAAAAGCACAAAGCAGCUGAUAAGCAUCCUGGGGCGCCAAGCGGACUCUAUCCAGUCACUUGUAGCCAUGCAGGCAGAGCACUACCGUGCCGGCCCUCAUCCCCUGUCCCAAAGCUCUUUCCCUUGUGCCCCAAUGUCAGCUCCAAACCCCCUUCGCCAGCAUCCAGGUUCUUACCACCACCAGCUGCCCCCAACACCUGUACGUUCACCAACUAGCCCUGAGAACUACGACCCUUACCCUCAGCACUCAACCCCCAUCACCAUGCAGUAUUUUCAUCCUGAAGUGCAGCAGUCAUUGUACAGCACUCCUGACAGGACAUAUUCAAACCUGUGACUGUACAGUUCACCACCCCACCCCCCUGCCCUUUUAGGUUCCCAAAAUGUUGUGUGUCUGUCAAGAAAGUUAUUUGCUUUUCAAUAAAUGAAUUCUUGGCUUUGAAAACAGUGUUUAUUAUUGCAGAAAGUGAAAGAUACCGUAGCCCAGGAAAGAAACAGGCACUGCAAA
Gopherus flavomarginatus (Mexican gopher tortoise) is the source of this 1233-nucleotide messenger RNA. Its product is annotated as zinc finger and SCAN domain-containing protein 29-like. The record is from RefSeq and is a predicted model, not a curated record. The transcript is spliced from 2 exons. Gene Ontology annotation, cellular component: nuclear body. Gene Ontology annotation, biological process: positive regulation of DNA-templated transcription. Lineage: Eukaryota; Metazoa; Chordata; Testudines; Testudinidae. Bases 10 to 534 code for a protein of 174 amino acids.